ACCCGGAAAGAGAGAUGCAAAGGGGCGUGUUCCAGGCUGCUUUUCUUUUUUUCAGCGAUCCUACGAGUGGGGGCAGCCCAGCGGCGUCCUGUGCCUUUAAGGGCUCCUCCUCUGAGCAGUGCCACCGGGGUGUGUGUAGGGGGGAGCCCAUCCCCUGCGGCAGCCUUUCCAGUGCUCCCGGGGAGAUGGCACAGGCUCAAGAAGCCGCUCACACGCCCUGUAUGGAGCCGAAACUCCGAGCGCUGCGGGGAGUUUGCCCUUAAAAGCUGGCGCCCCGCGGAGCGCGCAAGGCGCGGAGACAGGGGCGCACGGAGAGGGGCGCACGGAGCUCCCCCGCUGAGAUGGCUCCUUGGCCCCAGGGCAACGCCACCUCCUGGGGGGACGCCGCCACCAACUGCACGGGGGCCGCCAGCCUGAGCCAGCAGUGGGCCGUCGGGGCGGCCCUGAGCCUCACGGUGCUGGUGAUCGCGGCCGGCAACCUGCUGGUGAUCCUGGCCAUCGCCAAGACGCCGCGCCUGCAGACCAUGACCAACGUGUUCGUCACCUCGCUGGCCUGCGCCGACCUGAUCAUGGGCCUGCUGGUGGUGCCGCCGGGGGCCACCAUUGUGCUGAGCGGCCACUGGCCCUACGGCACCACGGCGUGCGAGCUGUGGACCUCGCUGGACGUGCUGUGCGUCACGGCCAGCAUCGAGACCCUGUGCGCCAUCGCCGUGGACCGGUACCUGGCCAUCACCUCGCCGCUGCAGUACGAGGCGCUGGUGACCAAGGGCCGGGCGCGGGCCGUGGUGUGCCUGGUCUGGGCCAUCUCCGCCUUCGUCUCCUUCCUGCCCAUCAUGAACCACUGGUGGCGGGACGGGGCGGACGAGGACGCGCUGCGCUGCUACCAGAACCCGCGCUGCUGCGACUUCGUCACCAACAUGCCCUACGCCAUCCUCUCCUCCAUCAUCUCCUUCUACGUGCCGCUGCUCGUCAUGCUCUUCGUCUACGCGCGGGUCUUCGCCGUGGCCAGCCGGCAGAUCUGCCUCAUCCAGCGGGACAAGGACCGCUUCCUCCCGGGGGCCCCCGGCGCCAAGGGCCCCCGCCGGAGGAGACCCUCCCGCCUCCUGGCCAUGAGGGAGCACAAGGCGCUCAAGACCCUGGGCAUCAUCAUGGGCACCUUCACCCUCUGCUGGCUGCCCUUCUUCGUGGCUAACAUCGUCAAGGUCUUCUACAGGUCCCUCGUCCCCGGCCAGGUCUUCCUCCUCCUCAACUGGCUGGGCUACGUCAACUCCGCCUUCAACCCCAUCAUCUACUGCCGCAGCCCCGACUUCAGGAGCGCCUUCAAGAGGCUGCUCUGCUGCCCCCGGAGCGCGGACCGCCGGCUGCACGCCGUCUCCAGGGACCUCCGCCGGUGCCCCUGCGCCUUCGCCUCCCAGGGGGCCGCCCCGGCGGACAGCAAGCCGGUGGCGCAGGGGCAGCAGCCCGGGCAGGCGGGGGAGGAGGACGGGGGGACCAGCAGCAGCAGCAGCAGCCCCUCCAGUUGCAGGACUGAGGAGACCAACCUCUCCUACCGCCAAAGCAAUGGGCAUGGCAGCGCCCCGCGCCCCCUUAGGGAGGCCCAGCUGCAGGGCACCCAGACCACGCUCUGUCCGCAGCUGGAAGAAUUUACCUGCAAUGAAGCAAAAGCAGGUCCUUGAGUGUGCUUGAAAGGGAAGGAAAAAGAGAAGAAUGAAUGUGUCAAAGCCCUCAACUGGGUUGUUGCUCUUGGCUUGUGUGCCAGCUACUAUCCACCUGAAAGAAAAGGAAUCAGACAUGUAGAGCCAUAGUCUUUGAACUUUUGAUGUUGACUCAGGUAUUUUGAACGCACAUACCUUCAUUUCCUGCCUGUUUCUCCAGACUUGGCCAUAGCAUAGAGGAAACUGUACCUUAAAGAAAAGUGUUACAUAGGGGAGGCAGCUCUUAAAACAAUUUUUCCUGUAUACACAGCAAAUGUGCAGGAAAGAGGAGGCCUUUUGCUGUCAUUAGUUGUUUUCAGUAAGAGCCCUUGACAAGUGCUGGAAUUAUACCAGGGUCCCAGAGGGCUAAGCCUAGAUAGCUUACUAUGGUUUCAAUAUCUCUUGGGAGGGCUGGCUAGAGUCAGGUCUAGAGACAGCCCCAGCGCCUCUUGUGAUGUGAAGUUGGACCCAGUGUAAGGGACCUCCCUCUCCAGGGCUAGGUAGCUGAAUUCCAGUACAGCUCAGGACACUGGUUAGAUGAAGAACUGACCGACCUAAAUGUGAACAGUGUGUGUAAUCUCCAAAGAUGCUACAAGGGAAGAAGGCCUGAAGAUGUUUCCUGUAUAGAUUGCAAGAGAAACUACUACCUCAGAAGCAGUACUUCAGAAUGCAGCUGGAGUUUGACUUUGGUAGCCAGACAUGGAUUCACAUCGAACGUGGCACUGAAAGUGCUGGGGUUUGGAUACACUGGGCCUGAUUCUCCCCUGUGCUUUGUGCUGUCAUUUACAACUGUGUACAGUGGAUGUAAAAUGCUACCAAAGAAGAAUACACAGGUGUAAAUGA
Molecule: messenger RNA, 2537 nt
Organism: Chelonia mydas (Green sea turtle)
Lineage: Eukaryota; Metazoa; Chordata; Testudines; Cheloniidae
Gene: ADRB3
Product: adrenoceptor beta 3
Exons: 3
Coding region: 342-1676 (444 amino acids)
Biological process (GO): norepinephrine-epinephrine-mediated vasodilation involved in regulation of systemic arterial blood pressure; positive regulation of heart contraction; adenylate cyclase-activating adrenergic receptor signaling pathway
Cellular component (GO): membrane
Molecular function (GO): beta1-adrenergic receptor activity; epinephrine binding; norepinephrine binding
Source: RefSeq, a predicted model, not a curated record